AUGUACACGCCGGAUCAGUUCAUGAAUCCGGGGCCGGCUCCCCGCCCCCCGACUGAUCGGCCUCAGUUGACCAUUCCAACCAACAACAAUCCCAACGUGGCGACCUCGUUCAGCCAGAUGUCUCUGCAAUCGCCCAGUACUCCCGGCCCCGUUCCCGGUGGCAAUCUCUCGCUUUUUCCCAACACCAGCUCGCCAUCGCUUGCCCGGAGCCCGACCGGUGGACAGGGCAGCAUGGGGAUCGUCAAAGAAGGACCGGUGCGCUGCAAGGAAGACAAGUUUUUGGCAACCUGGGGCCAGCGGUACCUGAUUCUGCGUGAUUACAAAAUCGAGUUUCUGAAGAGUGAGACCGGCAAGAGCGUUCUCUCCUUCCCGCUGUCGGCUGUUACCAAUGUGUCUCGCUCGGAGGAUACCAAGAUGGCCUUUGAGAUCGUGCGCCUGGCCAAUCCCAAGGAUGCGGGCUCCAAGGCCGCCAUGAUCUCUCGCGAUGUGGCGACCAAGUCGAUUACUUGUGAGGUGAGAACCGAUGACGAGAUUUACGACUGGAUCGACAAGAUUUAUGAACGCUGCCCGGGCAUGGGCGGUGUCAGUAACCCGACGAACUUCAGCCAUCGAGUUCACGUUGGCUUUGACCCCCAGACCGGCGCUUUCGUGGGCUUGCCCCCAGAGUGGGAGAAGCUUUUGACCGCCUCGGCUAUCACCAAGGAAGAUUACAAGAAGAACCCCCAGGCUGUGAUUGAGGUCUUGGAGUUUUACUCCGAUAUCAAGAUGCGCGAGCAGAAUCCUCAGUACUACGCCGGCAUGGGCGGCGCAGCUAAUGGCCAAGCCAAGCCGCUCGGCAGCAACACCAUGGGCAGCUCCAUUGCUCCCCCACGCCCUCCCCCGCCAGGGCCGACACAGCGUCUGGAUAGUGCAGACGGUCCUACGCGUUCUGCCAACUCAUCUCCCGGCCAGUCAAGCAAUGACCCGGGAGCUGCGGACAAGAUGCGACAAUUGGAGGAGAUGAAGCGAAUGGCAGAGCAGGAACGUCGCCGCGUGGAGGAAGAGCGCCGCAGGGAUGACGAAGCAUACAAUGCGUCCUUGCCCAAGACGCGCCAACCGCUAGCCAAGCAAGAGAUUGGUGGCUACGGUGGCUCGGAUUCCUCGACUACCCGCUACCAGCCAAGUCGCCCUGCACCGCAAGCCCCUGGAUCUGCGGCUCGUAGCCAGGGCCAAGACCCUCGCCAAUUGACUGCGCAACGUGCGGCUCCGGCUCCCCCAUCCUCGCAAAGUCCCUAUGGACAAAGUCCGUCCCGAGCACCCGGUUCUCAGAACCAGAGUCAGGGUUUCCCCAGCCCUGGUUAUCCUCCGAACGAUCCUCGGGCUCAGGCCUCCCGCCAACCAACCAACGGAUCCAAGGGCCAGCAGGCUCAAGGGCCUCCUCCGACCCGGUUGCCCGCACCUGUCCAGGCUGUGAAGCCCCUGAACAUCGCCAACAAGCAGAAUGCAAGCAAGCAAGGUGUUUCUGAUAGUGUUCGUCAGGCCGAAGCCGCCCUGACCAAGAAGCCCGAGCCGCGCCAGAAGGAGGUGCGCAUGUCUGCCAUGACCGAAAACGAAGUGAUGGACCGGUUGCGAUCAGUAGUGUCCAAGGACAACCCAAAUGAGUCCUACAGCAAGCAACGCAAGAUCGGCCAGGGUGCCUCUGGCUCUGUGUACGUGGCACGCGUCAAGGAGCAGGCAACAUCGGCUGUGGCCCGCGAGCUUUACCGUCAGUAUGGACCCCGCUGCCAGGUGGCUAUCAAGCAGAUGGACCUGCGCAGCCAGCCCCGCAAGGAGUUGAUUGUCAAUGAAAUUAUUGUAAUGAAGGACAGCCAACACGCCAACAUUGUCAACUUCCUCGAUUCAUUCUUGCAGGAGUCCAGCAAUGAGCUCUGGGUAGUGAUGGAGUUCAUGGAGGGCGGUGCCUUGACAGAUGUCAUUGAUAACAACCAGGUGAUUCAAGAGAACCAGAUUGCCACGAUUUGCUCCGAGACUUGCAAGGGGCUAGCCCACCUGCACAGCCAGAACAUCAUCCACCGUGAUAUCAAGAGUGACAACGUGCUGCUCGACCGUGUCGGCCACGUCAAAAUCACUGAUUUCGGAUUUUGUGCCAAGCUUACCGAGUCCAAGAACAAGCGUGCUACCAUGGUCGGCACUCCGUACUGGAUGGCACCCGAGGUUGUCAAGCAGAAAGAGUACGGCCCCAAGGUCGACUGCUGGUCACUGGGUAUCAUGGCUAUCGAGAUGAUCGAGUCCGAGCCGCCGUACCUGAACGAAGAGCCCUUGAAGGCGUUGUACCUCAUCGCGACAAACGGAACCCCACGCCUGAAGAAGCCCGAGAAGCUGAGCAAGGAGCUCAAGGCUUUCCUGAGCGUGUGUCUCUGCGUGGACGUUCGCAGCCGUGCCACAGCCGACGAGCUCCUCGCCCACGAAUUCCUCCAGAUGGGUUGCAGCCUCGCCAGCCUGGCCGAACUGCUACGAUGGAAGAAGGCCAAUGGCCAGUAA
Molecule: messenger RNA, 2520 nt
Organism: Penicillium cinerascens
Lineage: Eukaryota; Fungi; Ascomycota; Eurotiomycetes; Eurotiales; Aspergillaceae
Product: serine/threonine protein kinase CLA4
Exons: 3
Coding region: 1-2520 (839 amino acids)
Biological process (GO): intracellular signal transduction; protein phosphorylation; regulation of MAPK cascade
Cellular component (GO): cytoplasm
Molecular function (GO): ATP binding; protein serine/threonine kinase activity
Source: RefSeq, a predicted model, not a curated record